UUUGACUGUCUCCAACUUUAUUGUUCUGUCAACAGCAACAAAGGCGACGAACAACGGUCUGACGCUACAGCCUUUGAAAUGGCGUUGAUGUAGUUUAUUACACCGUACUUGUAGUUAUUGUGCUCGUGUGGUUCCCUGCAUGAUUUAGUUGCGGGUCAAAUUUGAAAUUAGUGUCUGGCCUCUAUAUUCGGGCAUAACAGAGCUGACUAGCAAAAAUGUGGUGAAGCGAUUUGCCUUUAAUUUACGUUGCAUAAUAAGGCCGCAGCUACCCGCGAGCUUGCGUAGGGAUUACAGCGGCCUCCGGGUGCUUGGCCUGCCGCAGCCUGAUGUCGGUGAGUUUCUAGCGUUACAUAUCAAUCUUGCUUGCAAACAGUGUUUGUUAGCGCGGUCAAAUUCUGUCCAUUUUGUUAGAUAUUUGUACUGUUUAUAUUAAGUUUUAAAACCAAAUACACAGCACCAAGUAUUUCUUGUGCGAGUUAAACUUAUCUUAAAAGCUCAGUGUAGACACAUCAAUGGCUAGCAUGGCUAACAUUAGCCAACAUGCUAAACGGGUUAGUGUUUUGCUAGCAAUACAACAUUCACGAGGUAUACCGUGUUUGCAAACAGCGAGCUAUUGAUAUGACUUGUUAGUUUGUUAUUGCUUUAGACUAACUAUAGCUGAAGAAAUUCACACAAAUUUUGACCAUGAAGUUCGGUAGCACAUAACGGUUAGCUAUUGCCUCUCCAAUAUAUCAUCGUAUUUUUCAUAUUUUGUAGUUUGAUGCUAAAAACUAUUUGCUGUGCACUGUAUUGCAAAAUUAUCAGUUUCCACAAAGUUGCCCUGUUCCUUGAUCGAAACCACAUUUUAAGAUAAAGGAAUCAGUUUUAAUGUUAUUAGUGUGUAGUUUCCCAAUAUUUACAUGAUACAUUUACUAGCCAUUUACUGUAGUGUGUUUCAUAUACGGCAUGCUAUCAACACGUUUUUCCCUCUUUAUUUCCACAGUCUUCAGAGUGAAUCCUGGCGGACAUGUAUUUGAGGAAUCUGCCAGUGAAGUGAUAAACUUGCAGUCCAACUAAACAGCAGAUUUACGUUACUGCAGAAUUUAUAAACCUGACAGUAAUUUUGUUUCCAGCGUCUGAAUAGAUUUUGAACACAUUAUAACUGUUUAAAACAAGUGAAGACAAACUCAUUCAUCAUGGCAUCAGUGCCAGUGUACUGCCUGUGUCGCCUGCCAUAUGAUGUGACACGCUUUAUGAUUGAGUGUGACAUCUGUCAAGACUGGUUUCAUGGAAGGUAGGUCAUUUUCACAGUCAACACUAUUGCUCAUGCUGUUGUCUGAAUUUUUACAGAAAUGAAACGAUUGUUUUUUUUUCUAUGUAGCUGUGUUGGAGUAGAGGAAGACAAAGCCGCUGAGAUUGACCUGUAUCACUGCCCAAACUGUCAGGUCACACAUGGGCCAUCUGUCAGUAAGUAACAGUUGCUUUAACACUGCUAUUAUAAAUUAUUUUAAACUUCUUGGUUGAUUUUUACAUUUUUGUUCUGGUGCUUUUUUUGUCCUCAGUGCGUAAACGCCGUGGUGGCAACAAGCAAGUGGAUGGAGGUUCUGCCGGAACAAGAGAUCCAAGUCGACCUGUUAAAACCGGAAGUGUACAGUUUGUCAGGGAGCUACGGAGCCGCACCUUUCCAAAGUAAGUCGCCCCCAUGACCAUGUAAGGAAAAACAUGUGUCAUUAUAAAAUAUGCAGCCCUGGUUAUUACUGAAUGAUGCACUUGGUGCAAGGUAAACCUUUUUUGAUGUUUAGCUAUUGCAGCUGGUGGCAUCAUGUUUAUUUAGAGUACAAUUUAAUGCACACAGCUUUUGCGUCAUGUAUGUUGUCGUGUUUUAAGUUUAAUGUUACAGUUUCUUGUUUUAUGGGGAGAGCCUAUGCAUUUACAGCUCAAUAAUAAUGAAUCCUGUCAAAUUUUUGUUUUUUUGUGAUCCCAUAGCGAAACUUCUGUAUAUUUCUUUUUGUCAUCCUGUAACAGUGCGGAUGAAGUCUUGCUUAAACCGUCUGGGGCCCAGCUAACAGUUGAGUUUCUGGAAGAGCAUUCGUUCAGUGUUCCUGUCAUGGUGCUGAGGCGAGAUGGCCUUGGCAUGACCCUCCCACCUGCAUCAUUUGGUGUUGCUGAUGUCGAGCACUAUAUUGGUAAAAUCUGAUGCAUUUCAGUUUGAACAAGUCUUACAUUACUCUUUAUCAAGUCAGUAAAUGUGUGAUGGAGAUUAGAAAUGCAGUUUCUUUGUUGUGCUGAACAGGAUAAUUAAGUCACUAACACUCUGCUCAAACUUCUGGUUUGAUUUCAGGUUCAGACAAAGAGAUUGAUGUUAUCGAUGUGUCCCGCCAGUCUGAUAUGAAGAUGCGGUUGGGAGACUUCGUUGAAUACUACAACAGCCCCAACAGAGACAGAGUGCUCAAUGUUAUCAGCCUAGAGUUCUCUGAGACCAGGUACGCUGACGUUUGACUCUACAGCUCUUAUCCUAUGUCUUGCUCCAUAAAUGCAGUAAUUCUUGACAAUAGAUUUAGAUGAUUUGAGGAAAGUAAGCAAAGAACUGUACUGGUUCAGGAAGGUUUUAAGAUAAGAUUAGAAGAACUUUAUUUAUGCCCGAAGGGAAAUUCAAUAUAAUUUUAUAGAUAAUAUAAUGUUAUAGAUUUGAUGUUUUGACGAUCAAAGACAAGUUUUUUUUUUUUUUUUUUUUUUUUUUUUAGGCUUUCAAAUUUGGUGGAGACACCAAAAAUUGUGAGGAAACUGUCAUGGGUUGAAAACCUCUGGCCUGAAGAGUCUGUAUUUGAACGUCCCAACGUGCAGAAGUACUGCCUAAUGGGAGUAAAGGACAGCUACACAGACUUUCACAUUGACUUUGGAGGCACCUCAGUAUGGUACCAUGUCCUGAGGGUAAGAGAAAACAUGAUCUUUUUGUUCCUCUUGAUAGCCAAACAUAUUUGUCUUUCCUUUCAAUGCUUCGUUGAUAUUUUCAUAAAGAGUUUUUUCCUCUUUGCCAUUCAGGGUGAGAAGAUCUUCUACCUAAUUUCCCCAACCCAAGCUAACUUGGCGCUUUUUGAGCGGUGGAGUUCUUCAUCUAACCAGAAUGAGAUGUUCUUCGGAGACCAGGUUGAUAUGUGUUACAAAUGCUCCGUCAAACAAGGGAACACCUUGUUCAUACCAACAGGUGAGCUGCUUGUUUUUUGUUGUGUAAGUGUGUUGUUUUGGUGGUGAAAGUCAAACAUGUCUGUAUCAAUAAUGUGACCUCCUUUUUUCUUUUUUUUUUGGGCCUGUCUUUCAGGUUGGAUUCACGCCGUGCUGACUCCAGUGGACUGCCUGGCCUUUGGAGGAAACUUCUUGCAUAGUCUCAACAUUGACAUGCAGCUGCGGUUAGUUUCAUUUUGACUUCUACUUUUCUAAGUUCAUUAAGGUUGUUGAAGCCCUUUUUGCUUGAAAUGUCAAAAGUGAGAGAGAACAGGAUUCCUAGAGUGGGAUGACACUGAGACUAAGUUUUGCUUUCUUAAUGUUUUUGUCGUAUGUCGACAGCAGAAUACGUACCUUGAUAACAUGUGGAAAACACUUACUCUACACAAUCUCAUGCCCCAACAUCACACAUUUUUUUACAUGACUCCUUUAAAAGUUGUCUAGCCUUUAUGGCUCUUCAGACACAGUGAAAACUUAAACAUGAUUCUGCCAAACAAAAUCCUCGUCCACAAAGCAAUGAAUAAUUAAGUAAUUUAGGGACGUUUACUGCUUGGUUGUAUCAGAAUGCCUUUUGCUCUUGAUUAACAGUCACACAUUGUUGACAGUGAUUUUAACUUUGUUGCAAUGAUCAUGCAUGUCUGACAUUUCUUGUGCUUUGUUAUCAUUUAAAGGGCAUAUGAAAUAGAGAAGAGAUUAAGCACAGCCGACUUGUUCAAAUUUCCCAACUUUGAGACGGUGUGCUGGUAUGUUGGAAAGCACCUUCUUGAUACCUUCAGAGGUGAGAAAGUUCAACAGAUGUCAUAAAAUCUUGGUUUGCCUUGAUGUGAAAUAUUGGAGAGGACAGUGUUACUGUUUGUCACUCUACUUUUCUGUCACAGGUCUGAGAGAAAACCGCAGACAUCCUGCCACUUACCUCGUUCAUGGAGCUAAGGCCCUGAACAACGCCUUCCGCGGCUGGACCCGCAAAGAAGUAGGCAAAAUACCAUUUAAUAACUAACUUGCAUUUAAAAGAGGGUAAUGUUAUGGACCACAGCUCUCAGCUGGUUGUUAUAUCCGUAUCAGUCUGUAAUUGUUUUAUGUCUGUAACUUUGUAAAUGUACUGCUGCCUGUAUUGACCAGGACACUCUUGCAUUUGAUAUUUUUGAUCUCAGUGGGGAAUUUCUGUUUAAAUAAAAUUUUAUUCAUUUAUUCAUUCAUUACCCAUAACUCCCCAGUCCCAAUGUAAUCCAGCUGUUUUCCACAGGUCACAGUUCUGUUCCCCAAAUUAAAUAGACACAAGAGUAGUUUAUACCAGCAGCCUUUCACUCCAGAGCAAAGUGUAUUUACUUGUGCUGUACUUUCAGUUGAAAAAAUCGACUUUAGAAAAGUAAAAGAUGUCUUGUAUGUUUACGAUGAAUGACUUAUACAUAUGCACAUACAUACUUAAUAUGAUCCUCACAUUCAUGGUAUUUAAAGCUGACUGUGAUUCUAAAGCUAAGCUUACCUCAUACAGACUGUAGCCUGAACUGGCAGAAAUCAGGUGCAUUUUUACCAGCCAUCUACUAAACACAAAAAUACACACAGUGCAAAGUUAGUCUUUUCUGUGCUUAUACACAAUUUGAACAUACUUGCUGAUAUUAUGCUUUAUUUCUGUUCGGCUAAAUGUUUCCCAACUCUGAACACUGCACUUCAAGAGCACAAAAUAAGUCAAAGGGAGAAUUGGGAAAGCCUUAAAAUCUAUGUGUUAUCCUGCAUCAUACAAAUGUAUAAGAUUGUUUUUUUUCUUCUCACUCUCAGGCUUUAGCAGAGCAUGAAGUGGAAAUUCCAGAGACCAUCAAUACUCAGACUCUGGUGAAGGACCUGGCCAAGGAGAUUCGUCUGGUUGAGGUAAGUACUGAGAGAAAUGGGUGUGUUAUUAGCUUUCUUUUAUUUUCUUAGGUGGGUGGGUAGAAAUCUCACUGUUCGCAGCUUCCCGCAGCCAAACAUCACUUUCUUUUGUCAAUAGGACAUCUUCCAGCAAAACAUUGGCCGCACUGGAGCUCAGUUUCCUGGUUCGCCGCUCUCGAAAACUUCUCUGACCGCUUCCCAGAGUUCAGGGCGCCCCCCUGGAAAAAAGAAGGGGCCCAAGCCCAAGGAGGUGUUGGGAGGUGUUGGUCCCCCUGGAACGAAAAAGAAGAGUCAGAAGGGGCUGCUUAAGGCAGAGGCAGGAGAGCUGGAUCUCAUUGAGAUCCACACCAAGCAUACACUCAAAAAAUUUCAACCUGGCAAAUCCAAAAACGAGAGCAAGGUACAAAGUUUGUAGACAUUUGUGCAUGUGUUUCAAUUCCUUUCCACCUUUUUUCUCUGUAAAGUGUUUUUUAACCUUUGCUUGUAAUUCUCAUUUGUCCCUCCAGCUGGAGCUGCCUUUAGAGGAGUUUGAAGGGAAGAUUAACAAAAGCAAACUGAAACUUAUCCUGACCAAUGGAAAAAUCCAAGGGUAAGCUUUGCAGCUUUUGUAGUGUUCCCAUUUUUUGUGAUCCCAACAAGGUUUUUGGGUUUUAACCGGCAGAUAAACUGAUUUUAGGAAAAGAGACGGCAGCAGUAAUGGUGCAGGAAGUGCUGGGAAGUACAAGCAUCUUGCCAUGGAGGGGUCCAGUUUGUCUGACUUGGAGUCUGAGGAUGAGCUGCAGAUUGACGAGACCCCUCCGCCACGACGCAAGCCUGCAGGAGCGAACAAGAAAAAGAAAUUAAGUGGUGAGAAACUUCAGCAAACGCCACUCUGAAUACCAUGCGUUCCACUGAGAUAUUAUUCUUUCCAUAUUUUAACCCUGCCAGGAAAAUCUAUGAGAGAUCACAGGAGCUAUUGAAUUGAUGAAACUAUCAGUUAAAUGUCUUGCCUGCUCCAGUUUAGUCGUCUGGGUUCAAAGCCAUCCUGUCAAUGUAAUGAAUCACUUUUCCUGUGUCUUCAGGUCUCCCAAGGAAACUGCCCAGAGCCAAGCCCUGCUCUGACCCCAAUCGCAUCAGAGAGCCUGGAGAGGUUGACUUUGACAUUGAGGUGAGAUUAUACCAGAAAUAACAGUGAGGCUUCCUGGUGCCAAUUGUUAAUUUUAUCUUCAUCUUUUAUAUGCGGUAGAAAGUACAAGCCAGUGAAGGAGCUUUCACAGAUGUCAUAAGAGUUUAUAUUUCUUUGCUUAUGAUUAAAAACUAUACUUAAUGGUUUGAAUUUAACUUUGUCAUGCCCAUACAUUUUUGAUGUGAUUCUGAUUUCUUCAUCAAGCUAAUAUCCUCGCUGUGAAAUGAAAUUUCUCUGUUUGAUCAAACUGCAUGUAACAGUUUAAAUUAGGUUUGUUGCAGUAGCAGGUCCAUGAAACAAUAAUAAGGACUGAAAAUUUAAUUGACUGUUAACAUAUUGAUACAUGUAUAUUUUUAUGUUUUCUUUUUUGCCUCAUUAACUGUAGUUAUUAAACUAAAUUUUUGACAGUAUACAAAGCACUUUUUGUUCCAUCAGUUUGUCAUACAUAACAUGUAUGACGUGCUAUGUAUGACACAACAUGUCAUGCAUUAUACCCCCUCCUACUUGACUGUUUGUUUUUGUAACAAUGGUUUGAUAAUGCAUGUGGCUUUAGGAGGAUUACACCACAGAUGAAGAGGCACUCGCAGCUCAUGGAGUUAAGGGUGGUGCAGGGGGGAUUCUCGACCUGUUGAAGGCCAGCAAGCAAGUUGCAGGCUUGGACUCAGCAGCGCUCAGGUUGGAUAUCUUUGAUUACUGAUUAGUAUUUUAUUCAUUUAAUUUGGCAUUUGUGUUUUGUGGUGUUUGAAGCUACAAAUUUGUUACACACUUCUGAUGCUCGAUGCGGAUAAUUAUUAUGUCAAAAUAAUGGAUGAAGCACUUUAGGCUACUUGCUUUGAUGUACAAAGGAUGCUUUAGAUAAAGUUGGCAUGAGUUUGGUUGAAGAGAUUUCAGGACCAUGUGUAGGAAUGUGGGAUUAAGUGUCUUAAGUUUUGAACCUUGCAUGGUUCACAUAUUUGCACCGACAUUGUUUUUAUAAAAUGCCUUUCAGUUGAUAAGUAAUUUCUCAACUCUGUCUUUCUCAGUGAGGAAGCGCCAGCCUCUCCCAGUACCCGUGAUGCAAUCCAGGGUAUGCUGUCCAUGGCGAACCCUCCUUCCUCAUCUUCAUCCUCCUCGUCUUCAUCGCCCUUAUCUAUCUCUGGAGGCCUGACAGAGGGAUUAGGGAAAGUCAAGGAAAAAGGUGGUAGGGCUGUAUGGGUCACUGGAGGGGUCAAAAAGACAGGUGGUACUGGGAAGAAACCCAUCAUCCAGCGGCCUGGAAAACGGCCCAUCAAACGGCCCGCCCGUCAUCUUAGCGACGAGGAGAGUCCAGAUGAGCAAGAGACUCUAGGGACCUGUUUUAAAGAUUCAGACUAUGGUAAGAAAUAGACUUAGUGACUUUUAUACUUUGACAUAUAAAUCAGAGAGUUGAAGUUAAUAAAGUUAACGGGAUGUUGAAAUGGUUUGUUUAAGUUUACCCAUCCUUGGAGUCUGAUGAAGAGGACCAUGCUAACAAGGCUAAGAUGAAGCGAAAGAAAAACUGGGAUGACACACCCUGGAGCCCAAAAGGUACCUGAGUAGAUCACAAUAGCUCGAUGGAUCAGAUUUUAUUUUUAGCCUGAUUGUUGCUUACUUGGCAUUUCCAUUUUGUUAACAGCCAGGGUGAUGCCCACCCUUCCUAAACAGGAUCGCCCAGCAAGAGAGGGAGCCAGGGUUGCGUCAGUAGAAACUGGUCUUGCUGCAGCAGCUGCCAAGCUGGCACAACAAGUACGUUGAAAUAAAUAUCCCUGUUGUAGGCGUAGUAGUAUGUUUAGAUAAAAGAUAAUCACUCUUCAUGUUUAUUAUUUUUUUUCUGUUUGAAAUCAAGGAGCAGCAAAAGCCUGCUAAAAGAAAGUACAUAAAGAAGCAGCGUCCCCCUGCUCCUGUGGUCACUCCACCACCUGUUCAGACUGAUCCAGCCCCACCCUCACCAACACCUGCUCCAGAGUCUGCAGCAGACUUCAGCCCAGACAGGAGGAUGGAUUACUACUCUGCUAGUCUUUUGGACCAUGAGUAUACAGCAGGGCCCGGACCUUUUGGUCCUGGAGGCCCUAGGGGCAGCGGAGCAAUGGCCCCAGGUGUAUUCCUUACCUCACGCCGCCCGUCACUGUCUCCACAGAACAGCAGCUCUCACUCCACUGUGUCCCCAGCAGGUUUAGCCAGUCAAGGCACGACAGGGGUUGGUCAAGGUAAGCAUAGUCUGCGGUUGUUCACACUUUAAUUUUCUGUCCCUGUAACAACAACUUUUCUUAUGCCAUUUUCCUUCUCACUUUGUUUCAGGGAAACGUCCAAAGAAAGGACUUGCAACUGCAAAACAGAGACUUGGGAAAAUUUUGAAAAUCCACCGCAAUGGCAAACUUCUCUUGUGAGAGAUUUUGGAACCUUUUAGUUGGAAAGAGAAAAAAGCUUUGCAGAGUUAAUCUAAAGGAAAUAGAGAUAGUUAUCUAUAUUUUGUACUCUAGAUAAAUUUGUUUACUGUUUUCUUUUGUCAUCAAACCUCAUUUAACUUGUUCUGCAUCAGUUACCCGGCCAGCUAGGUUAACAACCAAUUUGGAGCUUCAGUUCUCCUGAUCUACAUCCGUAGGUUCUGAUAAGGCACAUGUGGUACUUCAUUGAAUUCACUGAUUUACAAAAGAUGCAUACAACAUCAAAUUUGCAUUGGGAUAUGUAGCAUGUAUGUCAAAAUUAGAGGUGGACAUUGGUUUAACUGGACUAAUAAGAUGAUAAAACUUUUUGUGGUUUCUGUGUGGAACUAUUUUAAGUGGCUCAAUUUCUGAAAAAAAAGGCUGAUCUAUUUUUAAAGUGAAGUAAUUCAACAGAUUUUACAUAUGAGUAAAAUGUCAUGUCUGUUGAUAUGUUCAUUAUUCCCCAUACAGUUAUGUUUUGGUAUUUUAUAAUUUUAUAUUUUUUGCACCAUACAACACAUAAUUGUGUGGUGUGAUGACAAUAAGGCCACAGUUUAACACACAGUAAAGAUAAAAUUAAAGCUUCACUUGUGCAGCCAGUAUGCCUUGUGAAUUAAUUUCCUUUGAGUAAUAUGUCCCUAAUGCUCGUGGAACACAUUUUCCAUCAUACACUGUAGCUAUACUCAUAAAAAAAGCACUCAACCAAUGCCAAGAGAUCCAUCUUAUGACUUUAUUUAUUCUGAACAUAUUUAUUUCACAAGGCAGCAUUUUUCCUCCUCUUAGCUUGUUUUAACCUGGAAUGUUGUUAACUGCUUUGCCAUCUUUGUCCCUUUGUAUUGAUUUUUAAAAACUACUUACUAUCUGUAUAAAAGUUCUAGCCAUUGCUUUGUCAGAAUUUUUACAAUUUAAGUUGUCAUUGUAAAUACUUGUAAUAUUUGUAAUUUAUAUAGUUUCAUUAAAAGAGCAAAAAGUAUUGAGAUGAAGACUAGUUUCCUGCAAGUUGCCAUAAUUUGUGCCCCGAGAGUUGGCAGUAAUCUUGGGACAGAUAUGCUUUCUUACCACAGAAUGUACUAGUGAUAACAAUUUUGUUAGAAGUGUAGAACUAACUGUGUGACAACAUUGUGAAGGUGCAGGAUAUUGAUUAAUAUGUAAAUAUAUGUUGUAAUUUAAGUUCUUUUAUAGUUCAAAAACUUUGAAAUCUUUCGUAAAAUAACUUGUACAUGAUACAUUGCUGUAUUUGGAAAAUAUCUGAAAUAGUUCAUUUUUUUAUAUUUGUACUCAGUAAUUGUCAUGCAUAGUUUGUCAUGUUGUCUUGUCCAUGUAAUAGUGAUAGUGUUUUGGGAAAAAAAUGCCCUUGUUUUAUUUCACGAAUUUAGUUUUAUAUUAAUAAUUGUCAAUAUUCACUUGUGUUGCUGUGUACUAUGUGUUUUAAACAUGAUAUGUUUAAAUACGACUUGGAAAAGAUAAAAUAUACCUUUGGCAAAA
This is a messenger RNA of Xyrichtys novacula (pearly razorfish), 10137 nucleotides long. NCBI's taxonomy places the organism in Eukaryota, Metazoa, Chordata, Actinopteri, Labriformes, Labridae. The record is from the annotation of a GenBank genome assembly.